AUGGUCCCCUACUCUACCCUCGCGGAAGACUCGUCUCAAGUUUCAAGCUCUACCAAAAAACUUCGUCUAGCCUGUGACGUAUGCCACAGCGCGAAGACGAGGUGUUGUGGCAGCAACCCAUGUGCAAGGUGCGUGCGUUGUGGCACGCAGUGUGUGUACAGCCAGUCAAAUCGAGCGGGCCGACCAAAGGGAACACGAAACAAGAAGAGUGUUGAUAAUUCCAAAAUUGACAGCGAUCAUCGCGACUCUAGCAGUCCCCAGCAACAAGAGCAGCACCGUCAACAGGAGUCGCAGCAGCCGCCAACUCGUAACCGCCUCAAUCGAAGUAGCAGCUCCUCUUCAGGCACUGGAAACCCAGCUUCUAACAUCCCGUCGUCAAUACCAUCUUUCACAGUACCCUCCUUCUCACCACCACUAGAGCACUCACAACCGCAUUUACACCAACAGAAAUAUGUCAACAACAUGGUAUUCGACUUCAAUCCAAGCGGUGACUUCUCAGACCAGGCUAACGCCAUGCUGCAUUCAUCUCUGCCAGCUCAAAGUCAUUUCUCCUUUCCCAUGGUUCCAAAUGACAUGAAUGUUGACGCGGCGGAAAUUCAAAUGGCGUUUGACAUGGAAUUUAACGUGGACGAGAUGCAGCACGGAUGCAACAUUCCCAACUUGUCCGAAAACUUCACCAUUACGCGUCACAAUACUGGCGCCUCUGGAACCUCCAUGACUGAGAUUUUAAGAGAUUCUGUUCUGCAGUCAUUUGAACAGGAGGACAUUCCUUAUUCCCAGCCUCAACACGUUUAUUCAGAACCAUUAUCAAAGAGUUCGACAAACAGCCACAGUAACGGCAACAGUAGCGGAGGUAGUGGAAGUCCGUCUAUGCUGCAUCCACGAGAUCCUAUCGACGCAUACUGUUCCAAGGGAGCACAACCAAACUCAGCCGCGUCGUCGAAUUCAAACCCCGACAAUAUCUCGUUGACCGAACUAAGAUGCCAAUGCCUCCAACGCCACGUACAGUUUCUAGCUCAUCUACAAGAACUCUUAAACGAAUUUCACCGAUUACCCCUUGACGUGGUCUUGAACGGCGUCGACCAAGGACUGAAAGUAUGGGACCUUUGCCUCCAGUGUCGGAUGUGUCAACAAGACCGCAAUCGGGAGGUGAUGUUGCUGACGGUCACAAGCAUCCGAGCCGUCGCCCGGAUAUUACAAAAAGCUUCCCAACGCAUCUUCACUCAGUCCCAAUUCGAUGAUGGCGACCAACAUAUUAGCUGCAGCGACGGUAGUGAGUCAGGUGUAGAGGUCGAAAGGCAAAGACUGGGCAAAUUCACAUUUGGCAGUUAUGAGAUCAAAGGUGAAGAGAGCUGGCUAGUAGUUGGCGUGAUCUUGACGAGAAUGCUGGCCAAGAUUCAAAUUGUGCUAGUAUCGUUCAAGAAGUCUUUGAACUCACCUCACUCCCACACGGCAAGCAGUCAUCGAGGGGACAACAGUGCGGAAUAUCUGCACAAGCUAUUGGAAGGGUUACAGGCAAACGUACAUGCGCUCUCUGCCAACUUGAUGAGUGGUACAUAUGAUAGACUUGGAUAG
Messenger RNA from Exophiala aquamarina CBS 119918, 1575 nucleotides. RefSeq lists its product as uncharacterized. Gene Ontology annotation, biological process: regulation of DNA-templated transcription. Gene Ontology annotation, molecular function: zinc ion binding; DNA-binding transcription factor activity, RNA polymerase II-specific. NCBI's taxonomy places the organism in Eukaryota, Fungi, Ascomycota, Eurotiomycetes, Chaetothyriales, Herpotrichiellaceae. The coding region runs from base 1 to 1575 and encodes 524 amino acids. The transcript has a single exon. The record is from RefSeq and is a predicted model, not a curated record.